This is a messenger RNA of Cercocebus atys (sooty mangabey), 7596 nucleotides long. It is a transcript of the gene CDC42BPG, whose product is annotated as CDC42 binding protein kinase gamma (DMPK-like). Gene Ontology annotation, biological process: peptidyl-threonine phosphorylation; actomyosin structure organization. Bases 1719 to 6416 code for a protein of 1565 amino acids. Gene Ontology annotation, cellular component: cytoskeleton; cytoplasm. The transcript has 38 exons. Gene Ontology annotation, molecular function: protein serine/threonine kinase activity; ATP binding. NCBI's taxonomy places the organism in Eukaryota, Metazoa, Chordata, Mammalia, Primates, Cercopithecidae. The record is from RefSeq and is a predicted model, not a curated record.
ACACACACACCCCCAGCUCCCUGCGUACAAGACCACUGCAGCAUGGACUCAGGCUGCUGGCCAAGCUCCCUGGGGGCCGUGGCCCCAGGGCCGGGGAGGGGGGCCUGGCUGGAGAUGCGUCUGUACCUUUCCUGGUACACUCAUCUGAGUCAUUGGGAGUGGCUGGCCCGGGGUGACCCUGAACCCAAUGUGGGCACUGGCGCCAGCUGGAGGGUUCCCUGGUCACACCCUGCCGGGCCAUGGGGAAAAGGCAUGGGGCCUGGCCAGGGAGGGGUGAGGCAGGUGUUUGCCCAGUGGGCAACUAGCGUUCCUGGCGCUCCUGAGCUCUGGGCAGGCACAAGGCCUGGGGAAGAGGGGAUGCUGCCACCCAGAUGUGCCAGGGAGUUGUCCCCUAGCCCCAACCCUUCCAUCCAGAGCAAGGCAGUCAGAAGGCCCCUGCCUCUGUGCCUGUCUCCCUGGGAUGCCUUCAUGCUAUGCGUGUCUGCCUGUGUUGUUGUCACCCCCCAUGACACCCACACACGUGUGUGUGUUUGCACACACAUGUGUGCUCCUCCCUGACUGCCUCCAGCACCUCUGCCUGGGACCCUGGCAUGGGGGCCGUCUGUUGACAAUCUCCCGAGGUAACUCAAAGGGCCGUGACUCAUUCCUCUCCUACUUGUCUCUACUUGUCCCUGCUCCUGCCGGGAGCCCCCUUGCCCUGUGGGAGGCCAGAGGAUUAGGCAGCCUGUCCAGGGGCCUGGAUCCUCCUGCCUGUGGGCCUAGGCUUUAGCGCUUGUCUGGCGGGUGGGUCCCUAUGGUGCUGGCUUCAACUCCCACAGGGAGGCCCGGGGCUGCUCCUCCCCAGCUCCACACACAGACCUGGGAAAGAGACAAUGCAUUUCUGUAAUGAGGUUUCCACCCCGCCCCCGCUGCGGGCUUCUGCCUGAUAAACCUGUGGAGCAGCUCUCUGUCCCACCCACAGACCCGCCCAGCUGGCAGGGAGUUUACCUCCUGGCAGGGGGAAACUGAGGCAGGGCGCCAGACCACAGCUGCCCCCCAUCCUGACUGAUCACUCCUGCCUCCCUAAGACCCAAUUCCUUCCCAAAACCUGUGGCUCAUCCAGGUCUGGAAAGGGUCUGGGAGUGGCUGGAGUUGCCCCUCCUGGAGGUAUCUGGGAUGUGAGGAAAGAGGACGUUCUUGACCAGACAAAAGCCUCGUCCAGACAGGGAGGCAGGACUCGGAGUGAGAGAGCCAAUCAGGCCUGGAGGCAUCCUGAGCACUCACGCCUUCAGGGGCUAGUGCUGGCACCAGGGAAAGGCAUCUUGGUCCUGUUUGUGAAUCUCGUGGGCACCUUGGCAGACUGGCAUCCAUGCCUCCAGACUGAGGGGCCCCACGUGGGAAGCAAAGAGCCUGUCCUCCCUGCCCUAGGGACUGCAGGCCUCACCCCCAGCCAGGUACCUCUGUGCCUACAGGGUCCCCAGACCCAGGCCCACAGCUUCUGAACGGGAGAGAAGCCUCUCUGAGGAUGAGGAAUGUCACCCGUCCAGUUUCCCAAGACAGGCCCUGGCCUGAAUCUGUGAGGGGGCCAAGAACUGCGAGCUGGGGCCAGCCCCUUCGUAUCAAAGGUGAAAGAACUGCGUCUGCAGAGAGAUGACUUUGAAAUCUUGAAGGUGAUCGGCCGAGGAGCCUUUGGGGAGGUCGCCGUGGUGAGGCAGAGGGACACUGGGCAGAUUUUUGCCAUGAAAAUGCUGCACAAGUGGGAGAUGCUGAAGAGGGCUGAGACAGCAUGUUUCCGGGAGGAGCGGGAUGUGCUCGUGAAAGGGGACAGCCGUUGGGUGACCACUCUGCACUAUGCCUUCCAAGACGAGGAAUACCUGUACCUUGUGAUGGACUACUAUGCCGGCGGGGACCUCCUGACGCUGCUGAGCCGCUUUGAGGACCGUCUCCCGCCUGAGCUGGCCCAGUUCUACCUGGCUGAGAUGGUGCUGGCCAUCCACUCACUGCACCAGCUGGGUUAUAUCCACAGGGACGUCAAGCCAGACAAUGUCCUGCUGGAUGUGAACGGGCACAUUCGCCUGGCUGACUUCGGCUCCUGCCUGCGUCUCAACACCAAUGGCAUGGUGGAUUCAUCAGUGGCAGUAGGGACGCCGGACUAUAUCUCCCCUGAGAUCCUGCAGGCCAUGGAGGAGGGCAAGGGCCACUAUGGCCCACAGUGUGACUGGUGGUCGCUUGGAGUCUGCGCCUAUGAACUGCUUUUUGGGGAGACGCCCUUCUAUGCUGAGUCCUUGGUGGAAACCUACGGCAAGAUCAUGAACCACGAGGACCACCUGCAGUUCCCCCCGGACAUGCCUGACGUGCCAGCCAGCGCCCAAGACCUGAUCCGCCAGUUGCUGUGUCGCCAGGAAGAGCGGCUGGGCCGUGGUGGGCUGGACGACUUCCGGAACCAUCCUUUCUUCGAAGGCGUGGACUGGGAGCGGCUGGCGAGCAGCAUAGCCCCCUAUAUUCCUGAGCUGCGGGGGCCCAUGGACACCUCCAACUUUGACGUGGAUGACGACACCCUCAACCAUCCAGGGACCCUGCCACCGCCCUCCCACGGGGCCUUCUCCGGCCACCACUUGCCAUUUGUGGGCUUCACCUACACCUCGGGCAGUCACAGUCCUGAGAGCAGCUCUGAGGCCUGGGCUGCCCUGGAGCGGAAGCUCCGGUGUCUGGAGCAGGAGAAGGUGGAGCUGAGCAGGAAGCACCAAGAGGCCCUGCAUGCCCCCACUGACCAUCGGGAGCUGGAGCAGCUACGGAAGGAAGUGCAGACUCUACAGGAGAGGCUGUCAGAGCUGCUGAGGGACAAGGCCUCCUUGUCCCAGCUGGAUGGGCCCACACCUGGUAGCCCAGGUCAGGACAGUGACCUGCGGCAGGAACUUGACCGGCUUCACCAGGAGCUGGCCGAGGGUCGGGCAGGGCUGCAGGCUCAGGAGCAGGAGCUCUGCAAGGCCCAGGGGCAGCAGGACAAGCUGCUUCAGAGGCUGCAGGAGGCCCAGGAGAGAGAGGCGGCCACAGCUAUCCAGACCCAGGCCCUGAGCUCCCAGCUGGAGGAAGCCUGGGCUGCCCAGAGGGAGCUGGAGGCCCAGGUGUCCUCCCUGAGCCGGCAGGUGAUGCAGCUGCAGGGACAGUGGGAGCAACGCCUUGAGGAGUCUUCCCAGGCCAAGGUAGUCAAGUCCUCCCCCCUUGGCAAGAGGCGCUUCCCCACCAGUCUGACCCCACUCAGAGCCUCAGGGCCAGGCCUGUGUCCCGGGUGGGUGGGCCAUGGCAUCUUGGGUCUCUGCCCUGACCCCCUCCAUGUCCCCAAGACCAUCCACACAGCCUCUGAGACCAACGGGAUGGGACCCCCCGAGGGUGGGCCUCAGGAGGCCCAACUGAGGAAGGAGGUGGCCGCCCUGCGAGAGCAGCUGGAGCAGGCCCACAGCCACAGGCCGAGUGGUAAGGAGGAGGCUCUGUGCCAGCUGCAGGAGGAAAACCGGAGGCUGAGCCGGGAGCAGGAGCGGCUGGAAGCAGAGCUGGCCCAGGAGCAGGAGAGCAAGCAGCGGCUGGAGGGUGAGCGACGGGAGACGGAGAGCAACUGGGAGGCCCAGCUCGCCGACAUCCUCAGCUGGGUGAACGAUGAGAAGGUCUCAAGAGGCUACCUGCAGGCCCUGGCCACCAAGAUGGCAGAGGAGCUGGAGUCGUUGAGGAACGUGGGCACCCAGACGCUCCCUGCCCGGCCACUGGACCACCAGUGGAAGGCGCGGCGACUGCAGAAAAUGGAGGCCUCGGCUAGGCUGGAGCUGCAGUCAGCGCUGGAGGCUGAGAUCCGUGCCAAGCAGGGCCUGCAGGAGCGGCUGACGCAGGUGCAGGAGGCCCAGCUGCAGGCUGAGCGCCAUCUGCAGGAGGCCGAGAAGCAGAGCCAGGCCCUGCAGCAGGAGCUCACCAUGUUGCGGGAGGAGCUGCGGGCCCGAGGGCCAGGGGACACCAAGCCCUCAAACUCCUUGAUUCCCUUCCUGUCCUUCCGGAGCUCAGAGAAGGAUUCUGCCAAGGACCCUGGCAUCUCAGGAGAGGCCACAAGGCAUGGAGGGGAGCCAGAGCUGAGGCCAGAGGGCCGACGCAGCUUGCGCAUGGGGGCUGUGUUCCCCAGAGCGCCCACUGCCAACACAGCCUCUACAGAAGCUCUUCCUGCUAAGCCCGGCUCACACACCCUGCGCCCUCGGAGCUUCCCAUCCCCGACCAAGUGUCUCCGCUGUACCUCGCUGAUGCUGGGCCUGGGCCGCCAGGGCCUGGGUUGUGAUGCCUGCGGCUACUUUUGUCACACAACCUGUGCCCCACAAGCCCCACCCUGCCCCGUGCCCCCUGACCUCCUCCGCACAGCCCUGGGAGUACACCCCGAAACGGGCACAGGCACUGCCUAUGAGGGCUUCCUGUCGGUGCCGCGGCCCUCAGGCGUCCGGCGGGGCUGGCAGCGGGUGUUUGCUGCCCUGAGUGACUCGCGCCUGCUGCUGUUUGACGCCCCUGACCCGAGGCUCAGCCCGCCCAGCGGGGCCCUCCUGCAGGUCCUGGAUCUGAGGGACCCCCAGUUCUCGGCUACUCCCGUUCUGGCCUCUGAUGUCAUCCAUGCCCAAUCCAGGGACUUGCCACGCAUCUUUAGGGUGACGACCUCCCAGCUGGCAGUGCCGCCUACUACGUGCACUGUGCUGCUGCUGGCGGAGAGCGAGGGGGAGCGGGAGCGCUGGCUGCAGGUGCUGGGUGAGCUGCAGCGGCUGCUGCUGGACGCACGGCCAAGACCCCGGCCCGUGUACACACUCAAGGAGGCCUACGACAAUGGGCUGCCGCUGCUGCCCCACACGCUCUGUGCUGCCAUCCUCGCUCAAGGUGAUGGGCCUCACCCCAACCCCUCUGAAAGAGCCUGUCCAGACUGGGAGAGAAGGGUCAGUGAGGCAGGGACAGCGGGAUUAUCGCCACCCCCAUUUCCUCAAGAGAAACAGGCACAGCAAGACCAGGAUCGACUUGCGCUUGGCACCGAGGAGGGGCUCUUUGUCAUCCAUCUGCACAGCAAUGACAUCUUCCAGGUGGGGGAGUGCCGGCGCGUGCAGCAGCUGGCCUUGAGCCCCAGCGCAGGCCUGCUGGUUGUGCUGUGUGGCCGCGGCCCCAGUGUGCGUCUCUUUGCCCUGGCGGAGCUGGAGAACAUAGAGGUAGCAGGUGCCAAGAUCCCCGAGUCUCGAGGCUGCCAGGCACUGGCAGCUGGAAGCAUCCUGCAGGCCCGCACCCCAGUGCUCUGUGUAGCCGUCAAGCGCCAGGUGCUCUGCUACCAGCUGGGCCCGGGCCCUGGGCCCUGGCAGCGCCGUAUCCGUGAGCUGCAGGCACCCGCCACUGUGCAGAGCCUGGAGCUGCUGGGUGACCGGCUAUGUGUGGGCGCUGCCGGUGGCUUUGCGCUCUACCCGCUGCUCAAUGAGGCUGCGCCAUUGGCGUUGGGGGCCGGUUUGGUGCCUGAGGAGCUGCCACCAUCCCGCGGGGGCCUGGGUGAGGCACUGGGUGCCGUGGAGCUUAGUCUCAGCGAGUUCCUGCUACUCUUCACCACUGCUGGCAUCUACGUGGAUGGCGCAGGCCGCAAGUCUCGUGGCCAUGAGCUGUUGUGGCCAGCAGCGCCCAUGGGCUGGGGGUACGCGGCCCCCUACCUGACAGUGUUCAGCGAGAACUCCAUCGAUGUGUUUGACGUGAGGAGGGCAGAAUGGGUGCAGACCGUGCCGCUCAAGAAGGUGCGGCCCCUCAAUCCAGAGGGCUCCCUAUUCCUCUACGGUACCGAGAAGGUCCGCCUGACCUACCUCAGGAACCAGCUGGCAGAGAAGGACGAGUUCGACAUCCCGGACCUCACCGACAACAGCCGGCGCCAGCUGUUCCGCACCAAGAGCAAGCGCCGCUUCUUUUUCCGCGUGUCGGAGGAGCAGCAGAAGCAGCAGCGCAGGGAGAUGCUAAAGGACCCCUUUGUGCGCUCCAAGCUCAUCUCACCGCCUACCAACUUCAACCACCUGGUACACGUGGGCCCUGCCAACGGGCGGCCCGGCGCCAGGGACACGUCCCGGGCUCUGGAAGAGAAGGGCCGAGUUUCUCGCGGCUCCUCUGGCCCACAGCGGCCCCACAGCUUCUCCGAGGCGUUGCGGCGCCCAGCCUCCAUGGGCAGCGAAGGCCUCGGUGGAGACGCAGACCCCACAGUGAAGAGGAAACCUUGGACAUCCCUGUCCAGCGAGUCUGUGUCCUGCCCCCAGGGAUCGCUGAGCCCUGCAACCUCCCUAAUGCAGGCUCUCGCCCCGUUCAGUCCCUCUGUUUUGAAUGCCUUGUCCCUAUCUUCACCUUCACCAACACCAGACUGCCCUCCAGGUGACCCACCAGUACCAUCUUCAAAGGAGCCUUCCUAGCUGCUUGGUCAGGUCUCAGAACGGCCCCGAAGCCUCCCCCUAUCCCCUGAAUUGGAGAGCUCUCCUUGAUGCCCUCUGUUAGGGCCCACCCCAAUCCCAGGGCAGAAAGACAUGAGGGAGCGAAGAACUUGAGGAAUGCCAUACUCCGGCUGGUCCGGGACAUGGAAAUUCGGACUCAGGGAGGGCCUGGGCUGGGCAAUGACUGGAAGGCUUGCCUGGUUUCCCAGGACUUGGGGGUCCUGACUCCCAGUCCUGAUUCCCUGCCUUACCUCUCUGUUCCUAGCCCCAGCCUUUCUAAGCCAUUGGGAAUAGAAUGGAUCCUUUUGUCCUGGUGUCCAGGGGUGAUUGUGCCAAAGCUCUUGUGUCCAGUGCCAAGCCCCCAGAGGCUUGUAAGAGUUGGGAUGAGGGAUGGAGAGGGACUGGGUCUCUGGGAACAGGUUGGGGGUCUUAUCUGUGGACUAUCUGACUCCCAGCUGAGGCCAAGAUGGGGCAUGUCCCGGUCUCUGCUCAGCAUCUGGGUGAGAAAAACAGACUGUGAUCCAGAGGAAGGGAAGAUAGAGAAGAAGAGAAAGGAUGUAGGCAAAGGAGGUGAGAGACAGGAUAGGAGGAAGGAAGUGGAGGAGGAGGUGAUAGGAAUUGGAAGGAGGUAGAAGCCGUGUAGAGGAAGAGGGGAGAGGGACGGAGGAGAAGCGAUGAAGAGGAGGAAGACAAAAAGAGAGGUGGAAGAGAGAGGGAGUCUGGAGAACAAAGAGUCCUUUCUCUGGGGAGGGGUGCGGUGGGCGGGGCUGACGCUGUCAGCCAAUCCUCCCAUCGGGGAAGAGAAUCCUGGACAGGGAUGGGAUGGGGAGGGUAUUUAUAAGGGCUUUUUGGUGGGAGAUGGGCACCCAGUGGGGGCCACUGGAGGGUCUCCCGGCACACUCUGGCCCUUCCCAGAAAUGAGGGCCCUUUUUCUCGAAGCUUCAACCAGUUGUGUAUUAGGGGAACCUAGGGGGCAUUUUACUAUUGAUCACAGUCAUUAUAUUGUUAUUAUAUUACUAUUUUUAUUAAACCUCCCCCGACUGAAGUGUGGGGGGCAAAAUAAGUAUUUAUCUCCUCAAAUGCCACAUUCCCAGGAGGGACAGACCCUGAUGCUCUGUGAGGCAGCAAGAAACCAAUAAAGAUAGCUUUGUAAGCUGCUGGC